AUGGCUGACGAGAACACCAACGUUCAUGGUACAGAUGUAUUUGAUUUUGGAGAUAUGGGUGUUGAUAUUGCAGCCCUGGGGAAUGAACUAGACGCUCCCAUUGACGAAACGUUUACCGAUAGCGACAUGACCAAUCCUGAAUUAUUGGGCGAAUUAGAAGCUCUGACUUCGGGGCCUUCGUCGAACCCUACACGACAAGAGGAGGUUCCAGUGAACUCUGUUCAAGUGCCGACGACGGAAGCUGUUGAUGAAUCGGUUGCGAAUGCCGAGAAAAUUGCGCAACUUAAUAGUUUAAGAAAUCGUCUGCAACAAUACAGAAGCGCUGCGUUGAGGUAUAAGAAGGCACAAAAUCGUCAGCGCGUUGAGCAAAUGCUACGAGUUUAUGACAGCGUAAAUCAACAAAUUAAGACUUUAGAAAGCGGAGGACAAUUAGCAGCUGAUUUUGCAUUACCGGCUGAACCAGAUCUGUCUGACUUGACCGUUUCAGAUUCAUCUCAACCUGCCGGACCAUCUCUUGCGCCGACUGCCACACCGCCUGCAGCACCCCCUGCCACACCGCCUGCCAAACCACUCGCCAAACCAACUAUCACAACACCUGUACCAGCUACUCCGGCACCUGCGAAGCCUGUAGCCGCUAGUACUCCAAGAGCAACCUUGAACCAGAUUAACCUUGCUACAGUGAAUAGCGUAAAUUUUGUUGAUGAAGACAGACUUUUAAGCACGAUGUCUAAGCAGGAGCAGUAUGAACAUUUGCUUUCGAAGCUCAAAUCUCAGAUUGAGCUUUGUCAGACUUUAAUGAAAUAUUAUUACAAGACUGGAAAUAAGAACACAGCGGCGUUAUAUUUACGGUUUAAGAAGGUCUUCAUGGCCGAUUAUGAUUCUUUAGCAUCACUACGUGAUCACAAGCAAAAUAUUCCCGCGUAUCACUUUCAAGAAGUAACCUAUACUGUUGAGAACGCGUUUCUAGAACUGUCGCCAAAUGAGCUGGACGUUCGCGUAGAACGCGCAUGGAAUUUAGGACAUAAGGACGUUCCUGGUAGAGAUGUUGUUGCUUAUGUUAAUUGGGAUAUUGGAUGGCCUUCAGAUAAUAAUUCCGGAUCAAGCAAAGGCAAAGGGGAGACCCCUUCAGCUAAGAAGGGUAUGGAACCAGGGAUGAUUUGGAAACCGAUAUCACUGGGCAAAGCAGUACUUAAAUUAGAUGGCCUUCUAAAGAAAGCUGAAAUUCAUGAAGUUUUGGAGGACAAUAUGAGUUCAGCAUUGUGUGACAAUCGCAAACCCACUGGCGGCAAGUUGGAAGUGCGUAUACGUCUGCAAACACCUCUUGAAGAAGCUGAGGUUGUUACUAGAACAGAAAAGUGGUUGAUAAUAGAUGAGUUCAAUAGGAACAAUCCUGUAUUUUCAGCACUUCAAACAUUAUCAGCUCAGACUGCAAACGAGGCAGGAAUGUCAAUGAUACCUUCGACUCCUUCAACUCCCAGUCAAACUCCCAUUUCAUCAUCUACAAGAGCCGAUUCCAUAUCAACUUCUUCACAACAGAGAAAUAAUGUAGCUCAUACUAGAAACAAGACACCACCUCAACAACAACAUCAGGAUAAAAAUAACGAAUCUUCACUUGAAAAAUCAAAUGAACUUGAACAGGCUGAAGAGGAAUUGAAUAGUGUGGAAAGCCUAAUAUCAAAUCUUGUACUUGAGAAAGAGAUGGCUUUGGUUGAUAGUAAAAUUGAUACUUUCAAGACACAACAUAAACCUGUUCCUGAAGAUCUUAUUGAUCGUAAACAAGCUUUAGAAAUCAAGAUGUCCCUUUUAGUCAUCCAAGUGGAAUCUGGACAGUUGACUAUGGAUCAGUAUAUAGCACAGGUUAAAGCAAGUAUCUUGAAACAUAAAAAGCUUGCAUUAUUAUUUAAAGGUGCAGGCAGAUUGGAUGAAGCAAAACAAGCGCUAGCAAGAAGCAAAAUUAUGGAAAAAGAGGUAAAAGAAGUAGAAGAUGCCAUGGCAAAUGGCCCUCUUAAGAGAACGAAAACCACAUAUACAAUUUCACCAGGGGAACUGUUAAAACCUGCGCGGAAACCGUUUGUCCUAUAUGAGAGAGGUCCGGAAUGGGAAACGCCACUCGGGAAAACAGUUCGAACGGCUCAAGCACAAUAUCCUGAUAGUGUCGUGUUAACGCGUGUUGGUGGUUUCUGGGAGUUAUAUUUCGAACAAGCCGCUGAGGUGGCUCCGCUCCUUGAUAUAAAGCUCACGCGAAGAAAAUUUGGCUCGCAAUAUUUCCCAUUUGCCGGCUUUCGUCUUUCUCUUAUCGAUCGCCAUCUUGAGACGCUUGUCAACAAGUUAGGUCGAUCAGUUGUCAUAUGUGAAGAAGUACCGAAUGAGAAUGAAGAGGACAGACUCAAGUUUAAUCGUGUCGUCAGUCGUAUAAUUACUCCAGGCACUCUUAUUGAUGAAAGCUUUCUUGAACAUAAUACGAACAAUUUCCUACUUGUUGUAGCCUUUGAUGAAGAAAAGGACUCUGUAGGCCUAGCCUGGGUAGAUAUUUCCACUGGAGAUUUCUUUGUGCAAAAUUCGAACAUAGAGUCAUUGUCGAGCGAUCUUGCACGUAUACGCCCGAGAGAGAUACUGCUUAGUGAUGUGUGUAAGUUAGUGGAUACCCAUCCACUGUGGCGACAUAUUGACAAGAACCAGUAUUUCAUCACAUACGUGCCAUGGAAUUUCUUUGAUGUGGGUACUGAUGCACCAGACUUGACGGAAUACACAAAGAUCGAAUUAGGAGCUACCACCGCGCUCAAAAAGUAUGUCGAAAACAAUCUCAUGGGUCGAGAAGUCAAAUUUAAUCCGCCCAUGAGGAUAAACGCGCAUGAGACAAUGAUUAUCGAUGAAACAGCUCUGAAUUCAUUGGAGAUUACCACUUCUAUGCGGGAGAAAAACAGAAAAGGAAGUUUAUUAGAUGCUAUUGACCGCACGAGAACAAUGUCGGGUGCGCGUAAUCUCACUCGAUGGUUAUGUCACCCUUCAACUUCCACAUCAAUAAUCAACACUCGCUUAGAUUUAGUAGAAUAUUUUUACAAGAACACUCAUUUGCUUAGUGAUAUUCGCGAAUUGCUUGGAGAAUGUGAUGAUGCACAAAGAGUGUGUCAGCGACUUUCACUUCAACGUGGAGGCGCAGACGAUCUGAUAAAGUUUAGGAGAACGGCGGACGCCAUGAUAAGAGUGAAAGCGCGUAUCAAAGCUGACCCAGGAAGCGUGGAGAAUGCGAGUGUUCAAGCUUUUUUGGAGCGCUUAAAACCGCAACAUGAUCUCAUAAAGGUGAUAUCUAAAGCAAUUGAUGAAGACGCGUUAAACAGGUUGAAAGAAUAUCAAGAAAAAGCCGAAGAUGAAAUUGAUUCGGAAUUGAAUAUGGAGGAAGUUGAUAAUGCGAAUAAUGAGCCAGAAGUGCCUGCCAAGUCGAGGAAAAAGGCGACACCUCGGAAAAAAGUCAAAUCAUCAUUGGCAGUUUACGAUGAACUAGAUACACUUUUGGCUGCUGACAACUGGGUGAUAAAAAAAGAUGCCUCUCCGAGAAUGACGCAGAUGCAUAAACAAUUGGAAAGUUUGUACCGUCAAAAGAUUGAACUGCAAAAAAAAUGGCGAGCUGACUACAAAUCAACUACUCUUGAGCUUCGUUCUAAUCCAAAGUACGGGUUUAUUGUUGUAAUACGCCGCACUACUGGUUCAGACUUGCCGAACGAUGCAAUAUUAAUAAAACAACAGGGGAAAAUUAAUUGGUACAUUGCACCGCAAUGGACUGCCUUGGGUGGAAAAAUCGAAACACUGAAGGCCUCAAUAAAACAGGAGGAGACAUUAAUAUAUGCGGAAAUACGAGCUAAGGUCCUGGAUAAAUGGUUGGAGACUUUACAAAAUUGUUUCAUCCUUGAUGAAUUGGAUGUUGCAUCUUCUCUUGCCCUUGUAGCCAAGGAGCAAGGGUUUGUUCGGCCAGUUCUCAAUAACGGGACUUCACAUCGGAUUGUUGGUGGGCGACAUCCUAUAGUGGAAGGUGGAUUAAGGUCUAAAGGAAGACAAUUUUAUCAAAACGAUUGUCAUGUAGGCGAGCAAGAGCGGCUUUGGGUUAUAACAGGGACCAUGUAUAGACCUAAUAUGGGAGGGAAAAGUACUUUCCUACGACAGAAUGCUAUAAUAUCUAUAUUAGCACAAAUCGGCUCUUUUGUACCAGCUGACUAUGCAGAAAUUGGAAUUGUCGACAAAGUUUUUAGCAGAGUUGGAGGCUCAGACAGCAUAUAUCAGGAUCAAUCGACAUUUAUGGUUGAAAUGAUGGAGACAGCUCAUAUUCUAAGACAUGCAACUCACCGAUCAUUUGUGAUUAUGGACGAGGUUGGCAGAGGAACGACAGCACUGGAUGGAAUCGCAAUAUCAUUUGCGACUUUAUAUCAUUUAUAUUAUAAUAAUCGAUGUAGAACACUGUUUGCCACGCAUUUUCAUGAAUUAGCUGAUAUGAUAAAACAUUUUGAGUGUGCCGGUUGCUAUUGUACCGAUCUUAAAGAGGAUAAGGAUGGAAGUUUCCAGUUCCUACAUAAAGUCCGACGUGGUGUGAACUGGACCUCUGCUGCAUUAAAAGUCGCCAAGUCUGCAGAUAUGCCCCAAUUAGUUCUUAAUACUGCAGAGCAGAUACGGAGCUAUUUGAAGGAGAAUGUAAAGCCGUUUACUCUGGAAGAAUCUUUUCGAAACAGCUUUGGUGACAUAUGA
Paraglomus occultum is the source of this 4734-nucleotide messenger RNA. The record is from the annotation of a GenBank genome assembly. Lineage: Eukaryota; Fungi; Glomeromycota; Glomeromycetes; Paraglomerales; Paraglomeraceae.